Molecule: messenger RNA, 375 nt
Organism: Necator americanus (New World hookworm)
Lineage: Eukaryota; Metazoa; Nematoda; Chromadorea; Rhabditida; Ancylostomatidae
Exons: 1
Coding region: 1-375 (124 amino acids)
Source: RefSeq, a predicted model, not a curated record
AUGAAUACUGACCGAAUUCGACGAAACAUGUGGAUGCAUCGGUCUUCAGCUGAGUCUACAAAAGACGAUGUUCAUGCGGAACAGAUGGCUCUCGGAUGCCCCAUUCACGCUCAACGGAACGAACAUAUCCGAAUGCACCAGCUACGUUUAUCUGGGUCGGGAACUGAACAUGAUGAACGACCUGACCCCCGAGCUGGGCAGGAGGAGACGAGCGGCUUGGGGAGCGUACAAGAGCAUCGAGGAUGUAGUGAAGAAGACCAGGAACACCCGGCUCCGUGCUCACUUCUUCAGCAACACCAUACUUCCUGCUUUGACCUAUGCUUCAGAAACCUGGGCAUUUCGCAAGCAGGAAGAAAACGCGGUAAGCGUCGUUGA